AUGUUGGCCAGAAUCUCUACGUCGCUCGUUGCGACUCUGCUGCUCUCAUCGACUACUCUCGCUGCGCCUACACAAACACAUUGUCGCUGCGAAAUCGUUGCUGAUAUGCCGUCUUCAUCCGUUCCCGCUUCUGCUGCCUACACACCCUCCGCCGCACAUUGGUCACCAGCAGACCCUUCGCAAAGUCCCGUCGCAGCACUCAAUGUAUGCGCAAGCCUAGGAUCGGAAUUACAGAAACUGCAACACACAGAGCCGGAGCUGUACGACUCGUAUAUGGCGGGUGCUAUCAAGGAUGCGCCGCAGAAGCCGGUACCGACUGCGGUGCUGAUGAACAGUCAUGAGGAGGCACAGUCAACGUCAAGCCCACAUAGGAGAAUUGUGUGUCAUGCGGAAUCGAUAUUGUCUACGCCAGAGUUCCAUAGCUCGUUUGUGGGACUGUGGGCGCUGCAGAUGAUUGUUGUGGUUGCGAUAUUGGCUUGCGUUGCUGAGGGGUUACAUUUGGGCAAACAAUGGAUGAAAAACAACAGCUCUCCUGAGCCAGUAUCCGAGAAGAGUAGCCUGCGCUUGACUGGUGCAGAAAGGCGUCUCCUAGCCAUCCCCACUGGUCCCCAGGAAGCCGAUUCAGUGUUCAGCCCAGGCGCAGAGAAGAAGCUACGAGCGUACGAGACGACACGAUACUUUGUUACGCAGGCAUCGAGUGGACGGAGAGAGUUCAUUGCGUAUGAUGAUGAUAGCGAUGAUGAGGCGAACAGGCCUGUGAUGUAG
Messenger RNA from Alternaria incomplexa, 765 nucleotides. RefSeq lists its product as uncharacterized. The coding region runs from base 1 to 765 and encodes 254 amino acids. The transcript is spliced from 2 exons. Lineage: Eukaryota; Fungi; Ascomycota; Dothideomycetes; Pleosporales; Pleosporaceae. The record is from RefSeq and is a predicted model, not a curated record.